Molecule: messenger RNA, 3176 nt
Organism: Bufo gargarizans (Asiatic toad)
Lineage: Eukaryota; Metazoa; Chordata; Amphibia; Anura; Bufonidae
Product: protein farnesyltransferase subunit beta-like
Exons: 12
Coding region: 35-1282 (415 amino acids)
Biological process (GO): protein farnesylation
Cellular component (GO): protein farnesyltransferase complex
Molecular function (GO): protein farnesyltransferase activity
Source: RefSeq, a predicted model, not a curated record
GUUCUGCCGACAGUAGGCGUGCAGUCUGCCAGUCAUGGCGGAGACCAGAGAAGCGGCGCUGCGGUGUACACGGCAGAACCACGCCGCCGAGCGGCUGAAGGAGGACUUCACGCCUACGGAGACCUCGGUGGAGCAGAAAAAGGUUGAGAGUUCAGUGGGCGCCAUAUUCACUGCUGUCAACAGCCGCCAAGGAGCCAUUCAACUUGUUCUAGAGAGAGAACUCCAUUCACACUACCUGCGGAAAGGCUUACAGCAGCUAUCCGAAUCGUAUGAGUGCCUAGAUGCCAGCCGACCCUGGCUAUGUUAUUGGAUUGUCCACAGUCUAACCUUGCUAGAUGAACCCAUCCCUGAAUCUGUGGCAUCAAGCGUUUGUCAGUUUCUAGCACGAUGCCAAGGUCCUGGUGGUGGUUUUGGUGGUGGCCCCUGUCAGCAGCCACAUCUUGCUCCCACCUAUGCAGCAGUCAAUGCUCUGUGCACCAUUGGAACAGAAGAAGCCUACAAUGUCAUUAAUAGGGAAAAACUUUUGGAAUUUUUAUACGCCUUAAAACAACCAGAUGGCUCGUUCAACAUGCACGUGGGUGGAGAAGUGGAUGUCAGAAGUGCUUACUGCGCGGCCUCUGUGGCUUCCCUCACCAAUAUCGUCACUCCCAAGCUGUUUGAUGGCACCGCUGAAUGGAUUGCCAGAUGCCAGUUUUGGGAAGGUGGCAUUGGAGGUGUGCCAGGCAUGGAAGCACAUGGUGGAUAUACAUUUUGUGGUUUGGCAGCUCUCCUCAUUUUGAAGAGGGUUCACCUGUUGGAUAUGAAGAGCUUGCUGCGAUGGGUUGCGUUCAAACAGAUGAGAUUUGAAGGUGGAUUUCAAGGCCGCUGCAACAAGCUGGUGGAUGGCUGCUACUCCUUCUGGCAAGCUGGCCUAAUGCCACUUAUCCAUAGGACAUUACAUGCUGAAGGAGAUCCUGCUCUCAGCCUCACAAAUUGGAUGUUUGACCAGAAAGCUCUGCAAGAAUACAUCCUAUUGUGCUGUCAGUGUCCAAGUGGCGGCUUACUAGAUAAACCUGGCAAAUCAAGAGACUUUUAUCAUACUUGCUAUUGUCUGAGUGGACUGUCUAUAGCGCAGCAUUUUGGUAGCGGAGAAAUGCUCCAUGAAACUAUUGUAGGAAUACCAGAGAACUUAUUGAAACCAACGCAUCCGGUGUAUAACAUUGUACCUGAUAAGGUGGCCUGUGCGGUCAUGCACUUCAUGCAAAAAGAGAUUCCAGAUGAGAAAGAUUUCAAGUCAAACUAGACUGACUAAUGCAUAUCACCUUGCCCUUACUGUGUGAUGCUGUAUGACACCCCCUGGAGGAAGCCAUCUUGUAUCCUAUAAGGGCUGUGAAGCAUCUAAUGGCAUACCCAAGGCAUUUUCCUUACGUUGCUUGCAGAGAAACCGUGAUUGGAUGGAGGAGUGAGCCACUCAAUGGCAGAUCCAUGGUAAUCUUACAAGAGACUUUUUUUUUUUUUUUUAUUAACCUGUAUUAAACUUUAGCAAUUCAGAAUUUUAUAGUUUGUGGUCUAUAAUUACUUCUGCAGUGACUGAAGAUUGCAGAACUUCACAACUGAGAUCGUCUCAACAGUGUUGUUACCAUACUAAGCAAGCAAAUGUUCUAGAUGUAAUGCAAGUAUGCCAAUAUCCUGUCCACAUUCAUUACGGGGGAGUAAUAUUUCCUGUCUAGUAGGAUCCUUACUCUGGCCAUAUACUUGAGAACAACUCCCAUGUGCAUUAAGGGCCGUUUCACAGGAGCGUGAGCAUCCUUUCUGGACUUGCAGGAGCGCAUUGGCAUUUUAUACGGAUUAAAAAUGCGGUGUGCCUCUGCAUGACCUCACUUCUACAGAAUCAUAGUGACCUAAAGCUGUCAGUAUAAUUUUGUAGGAAUAAGGUAAUGCAGAGGCACACGGCACUAUAAAUCAGUACAAUGCUUUGUGCUCCUGCAAGAUGAGCAGUGUCCGGAACGGAGGAUCACGCUCACACACGGAGCCUGAUUUCCAGACUGCACAGACUUAUGUGAAGGAGCCCUAAGAGAAAUUGGCGUUGUUGCUCACCCUCCAUGGCUUGGUCUACUAGUGCCUAUGAACCUCUGGUAGCAAAAUACUAUCUAUGGCCAGCACUGAAAAGCACUGUGAUAAUGUUAUAAGGUGCACUAUUUUAUUUUUUUGAUUGCUCCAGUUCCUUUUAAAGACUUGCUUGUUUGAACUGCUCUAUACAACAUGGAAACUCUGGAUCAGCUGCACAAUUGUAUGUCAUAUACUGCAGAACUGAUGGCAUUUAUCAGAGCACAGCUCUGCAUCUAUGAAAACUUUAUCUCCAUUACUAAAUUGAACUUGGGAAAGAUGCAAAUUUAGGAGUAGCCAGGUAAGAUCAUGAUGAUUAUCAGCACUUAGCCGCAGCAAGUCACGGAGAAUUAACUUUACAUAAUAUACUCGCUGCGUGUGUCAUUGUGAGUUCCUGUUCUGAACUAUACUCCUGCCAGGAUCGUGCAGCAUUAGAAGGGUGUACCUGCGAGACCUGGAAGUAAAGUAGAUUCCAGGUCUCUCAGCCUUAUAACUAAAUAGAAUGCUGUGCUAUCCUGUCAGAGGAGCAGAGGUCAGACAGGAACUCGCACUGCCACACGCAGCAAAGUUUCUCGCAUUGAACUUGCUUGUCUGUGUCUGGCAGCGCUGAAAUCCCACCGUGAGGAAGCAGUCCUGAUAUUCAUGAGCCUUGUGGAUUUACACAAUUCUCCCUCUUUUAUAUGCAUGCAGAGAAAGGUGGACGUCCCUGCAGCUCAUGAAUAUCAGGACUGCUUCUUCAUAGUAAGAUUUCAGUGCUAGUUCAUACAUCUGUGAUUUCCAUGUGUGGAUCUUUCUAUUAUACUGUAUCUGUGUAGGCUCACAAUCGCUGAUGGAAAUCACUGAACAAACACUGAUUGUCUGAAUAAGACCUUUUUAAAGGUAAAUUUCCUUUAAAAAAGGGGAAAAUAAAAACUUAUUUAUGUAAGGACACACGUGGCCAUUGCCUGACACUACUUGAGGGCAGUUUAAAGAUGGUUACAAAUAGGGAUCGACUGAUAUUGAUUUUUUUAGGGCCGAUACCGAUAAUUUGUGAACUUUCAGGCCGAUAGCCGAUAAUUUAUACCGAUAUUCUGGGAAUUUUCAUUUUUGAA